Molecule: messenger RNA, 5613 nt
Organism: Corythoichthys intestinalis (scribbled pipefish)
Lineage: Eukaryota; Metazoa; Chordata; Actinopteri; Syngnathiformes; Syngnathidae
Product: desmoglein-2.1-like
Exons: 13
Coding region: 506-3949 (1147 amino acids)
Biological process (GO): homophilic cell-cell adhesion
Cellular component (GO): plasma membrane; desmosome
Molecular function (GO): calcium ion binding
Source: RefSeq, a predicted model, not a curated record
GGGUCACUUCUUGGUCAUUGGUCACUUCCUUUUAAUUUUGUGGCGCCCCGGGGUCACUUCCUGUACAUUUUGGACCAUUUCCUGUUGGUUUUAGGGCAUUUAUGAGGCCCUUGCUAUUUUAGCAAUUUCUGGGUCAAUUCCAGUUGAUUUGGGGGAAUUCUCGGGCCACUUCCUGUUCAUUGGUGACUUCCUGUUGGUUUUGGGGCAUUUCCGAGGGACUUUCUGUUGAUUUUGGGAUAUAUAAUGGUCACUUUCUCUUGAUUUGUGGUCACUAUUGUUGCUUUUAGAGCAUUUCUACAUCAUUAACUGUUUAUUGGUGACUUCCCUGGUGUUUUGAGGGCAUUUCCCAGGCACUUUCUGUGGAUUUGGGGGUAUUUACAGUUGACUUCCUGUUGAUUUGGGGCAUUUAUAGGUCACUUCAUUUUGAAUUUGGGGCAUUUACAGCUCACUUUCUGUUGAUUUUUGCUGUUCGUCGGUCACUGCCUGUUGAUUCGAUGACCAUUAGAUGCUGGCGGCGAUCGCCGAAGCCAGAGAGCCUUUGAUAAAGAGAACCAAACGAGAGUGGAUCGUUCCUCCCACCAAGCUGACGGAGAAUGUUGACUACACUAGCAGGGAGUUCAUCGCUAAGAUCCGGUCAGACAAAGACAGAUACGAAAAGGUGGAGUACUACCUGACGGGAGUGGGGGCGGACAAGCCCCCUUACAACCUGUUCGUGGUAGACCCCAAGACGGGUUUUGUGCGAAUCACUGGAAUUUUGGACCGGGAGGAAUACUCCGUCUACAAUCUAACAGGAAGUGCUAGAUAUCUUGACGGGACCGAGGCUGAGGUGGGUGUCCCAUUGACCAUCACAGUUCUGGACCAGAAUGACCAGACACCUUAUUUUCAGCGGCAUUACGGAAACGUGACGGAAGCUAGCAAAGAAGGCACUUUUGUUAUGCAGAUCAGCGGCAAAGACAACGACCAAGCGGGGACCAUUAAUUCCGAGAUAGUGUACAGUAUCAUCAGCCAAGAGCCGGAAAGUCCCGCUCCCAUGUUCACUAUUGACAGAAACACUGGAAAACUCUACGUCAACAGUCCCUUACUGGACCGAGAGACAAACGACUUCUAUCAACUCAUCGUGCAGGGUGCGGACUUAGCCGGGGCUCCUGGGGCACUGGUAGGGACGGGAACCGUGGAGAUCAGAGUCCAGGAUAUCAACGAUAACAUCCCCACUUUGGAGAAACAAGAGUAUUCUGGCUACGUCGAUGAAAAUGUUCAAGACGUGGUGGUGAUGCGGAUCAAAUCUCUGGACCGAGACCUGGAGUUCACCGACAACUGGAAGACUGUCUUCAACAUCGCUAGCGGAAAUGAAGACAAUCUUUUUCAUAUUUAUACCGAGGAAGAAACCAAUGAGGGCGUCCUGAUGCUAAUUAAGCCUGUGGACUUUGAAGAAGUCCAAAAGCUGGAGUUGAGCCUCCUCAUUUUGAACGUAGCACCCUUUGUGGAGGGCGGUGCAACACUGAUGGACGUGGAUGUCCUGGCUGGAGCGGGGAAUCGCCCUUCUGGUCCCCGAGAUCCUCUCGGACCUGGUCCAGGUUCAGGCGCAGUUGUCGGUUCUGGUGCAGAAACAGUCUCCGGCGCCGCGGUCGGUUCUGGUUCAGACCCACUUUCCGGCGCUGGCGGGAUUGCAAGUCCCGAUGCUGGUGUGAAAGAAGCCGAGGCAGGACCAAAGGCUCCGACCAAAGGCUACCUCAUCAAGAUUGCCGUGAAUAACAUGCCAGAAGAUCCGGUGUUUCUACCCGAAACCAAGAACCUCCGCUUAUCCGAAGACCCGGCGGAAGCACCAGAAAACGGCGUGAUCGCCGUGUUUGCGGCUGAAGAUCCAGACACUGGGAAACCGGCGGAGGAUGUCAGCUACUUAAAAGGCUACGAUCCGGGAAACUGGUUCACUGUGGAUAAAGAAACAGCGGAAAUUAGACUCAACAAGGCACCGGACCGAGAGUCUCCCUUCCUGGUGAAUGGAACCUACAUUGCAAAGAUUCUGGCCAUUACCAAAGACGAACCCCCGAAGACGGCAACGGGGACGCUGGCCAUCCAAGUGAGCGAUGCUAAUGACCACUGCCCCACGCUGAGCGCCACCCGCGCUAGCGUAUGCUCAAACCAAAAGACAGUCUAUGUGACCGGCGUGGACCAGGACGCUAGCCCGAACGCCGCUCCCUUCACCUUCACAAUCAUUCCUGAAGGGACACGUGGAAAAUGGGAGAUCGAAGUCAUAAACGAGACGAGUGCUGCCAUUCACUCUCAAAAUGCCCUGUGGCCUGGUUCGUACGAGGUGCGGGUAGAGGUGGCCGACGCCCAGGGUCUGUCCUGCCCCGAUGUCCAGACAUUCACAGUGGAAGUGUGCACCUGCGUGGAUGGAGAGGACUGUGGGGCUCGAACGGCCAAACUGGGUUGGCGUCCGACAUCGGAACUCUCCGCCGCUGCCGUCGGACUGAUGCUGCUGGCGUUGGGCCUCCUCUUGUUCGUCCCUCUUUUGAUGCUUUUCUGCCAGCGUGGCGGCCAGGGCGCCGUCUUUCCCGACCAGUUUGACGACCUGCCGUUCAACACCAAGGAACAGCUCGUUUCAUACCACACCGAGGGUAUCGGUGAGGAUAAGGAGGUGCCACUCUUGAGCGUCCCCAUCAUGUUGGAGAACCAGAGGCUAGUCGAGACAAAUACAUCUGGAGUCCUCACUGGGGUUCAUCAGGCAACAUCGGCUUACAAUGAAUCAUUGUACAACCUUCAGAAGGUCUCUCGAGGUUUCUCGGAGGUGGACAACAUAUUCAGGGUCGGUCUUGGUGCUGGUUGUGUCUUCAGGAGGCAACAUGAAGAGUUUGUCUUUGAUGACCUGGCGCUACCUGUUAGCAUCCUCCAGGAUUACUACUCACAGAAAGCAGAGUGUGCAGUUCCAGUCCAAGACAGUCCGUUGGUGUUUAAAAACGAAGGGUCGGAGUCACCCAUCAGCUCCGUUGGUUGCUGCAGCCUCUUGGAGUCUGAAAAGGACCUGCAGUUCCUAGACGACCUGGGGCCCAAGUUUAAAACCCUGGCGGAGAUCUGUUCCCCUCUACCACCAUCGCCCAAACUUUCAAUAAAAGCAUCAAACUCCAUCCCUCAUCAGGGAGUCCCAACAGCUCUUGAGAUGAAGUGUGACACAAACACAGAGAAGGAUGCCACGUCAACUGAGAAGUUCUCGUUCAGGUCCAGAAAUGGUUCAAACAAACAGAAAAAAGCUCAGAACACGGUUUUGCAGCAGGAGCAGUCGCUUUACUUUACAACCAGUCCCGUGCUUCAGCCAAUGCACUAUGUGGUUCAGCCUCAGAUGCAGAACACGGUCCUACUGGCAGACGGGUUCCCGGCAGAUAGUUUUCAAGGGCUCUAUGUGGUCAACGGACUAGAGAGUCCUACUUCUGGACUCUUAGUCACUGAGAUCCAAAAUCCAGUAGUCAGUGGAAGCCAGAGUCCUACUGCUGGACUUAUCGUAGCUAAUGUCCAAAACCCUCCAAGCAUUAUUCCUACCUCUGGACUUGUUGUCACUGAAGUUCAAAGACCUCCCUCUGGGCAUGUGAUCAAAAAAGUCCAGAAUCGUGGAACUGGAACCAAAGUCAAAAGACCGUCCUCAGUCAAUGUGGUCAACGGACUAGAGAAUCCUACCUCUAGAGUCUUAGUCACUGAGAUCCCUAAUCCAGUAGUCAAUGGAAGCCAGAGUCCUACCACUGGAUUUAUUGUAGCUAAUAUCCAAAACCCUCCAAGCAUUACUCCUACAUCUGGACUUGUUGUCACUGAAGUUCAAAGACCUCCCUCUGGGCUUGUCAUCAGAGAAGUUCAGAAUCGUGGAAUUGAAACGAAAGUCAAAAGACCUUCCUCAGUCAAAGGAUCCAAGAAUCGCCUCCCUGGACUUAGUAGUCAUGGGUCUCUAAAGCUCUUCCAUUGAACUUGUAGUCCGCUAAAAGGUUUCUAAACCUUCUGAGGGCCCAAAAGCAAAAUAACAUGAAGGCCCAUCCUCCAAAACAGGAUGAUCCGUGAUUUAUUCAACUCCGCAAGUAGGUGAAAUUUACAAAGACAGCGGUCAUGUAUUUAGGUUUUUUUUUUUUUUUUUUUUUUUUUUUUGUAUGUUUGUGUUCAAGAUAUUGAAUAAAGGCAUCAUUAAUUUGCAGGAUGUUUGUAAUAUGAAACAGAAUAGGUGAUUACAUUUUGGGGUCAUGAAGUGAAAGGUCACAGAGGUCAGAAAAGGGAAAUUUUAUAUAACUUGCGAACGGAUUAGCCUAUUUAGCUCAAAUUGACAGCGGACAUGAUAUGAUCAGAAGAGAAAGGGUCAAAGGCCACAGAGGUGAGAAAAGCAAAUUUGCGAUAUCUUGAUAACAGAUUUACUUAUUCAACUCAAAUUUGCAGAGUAGUUGAUAGGAUCAGAAGAGCAAAGGACAAAGGUUACAAAGGUCAGAAAAGGAAAUCUGCUAUAACUUGAUAACGGAUUAGCCUAUUUAGCUCAAAUUUGCAGCGGGCAUAUGAUCAGAAGAGAAAGGGUCAAAGGUCGCAGAGUUCUGAAAAACAAAUUUGUGAUAUUUGGUAACAGAUUUACCUAUUGAACUUUUUGCCGAGUAGGUGAUAGGCUUAGCAGAGAAAGGAUCAAAGGUCAGAAAAGAAAAUAUGCAAAAACUACUGAACGGAUUAGCAUAUUUAGCUCAUUUGUAGUGGACAUGAUCUGAUCAGAAGAGAAAGGGUCAAAGGUCAGAAACAGAAAUUUGCGAUAACUUGAACGGAUAAGCCUAUUUACGCUAACUCAAAUUUGCAGUGGACGUGAUCUGAUCAGAAGAGAAAGGGUCAAAGGUCUGAAAAGGAAAUUUGCAAUAACUUGAACAGAUAAGCCUAUUUACUGUAAUUGAAAUUUGCAGUGGACGUGACAUGAUUAGAAUAGAAAAGGUCAAAUGUCACAGAAGUCAGAGAAGGAAAUAACUUGAUAACGGAUUAGUUUAUUUAAAAUUUGCAGCAAAUAUGAUAUGAUCAGAAAAGAAAGGGUCAAAGGUCAGAAAAGGAACUUGGCAAUAACUUGAUAACGGGAUAGCUAAUUUAAUUGUAAACUAAGUUUACAGUGCCUGUGAUGUGCUCAGGGGACAAAGGGUCAAAGGUCACAGAUGUCAGAUGCAUUUGACUGCUUAGGUGGAAGUCUGUCUCAGAGUGAUUCUGUUUUUUGAAAAAUUAAUGUAAUGAAUAUUUGUAGUUUUUUUAAGGACAGAUAAAAGAUAAAUCAAACUGUGCUGUAUGGGAAAGCGGGUUAUAGGGUGCAAGUAGUUGGGGAAUUGAUGAUGAGCAGAAAAAUACUGGGUAUGGGGCAUGCGGGAAAGGUUAAAACCAGUUUCAGGGAGAGUCUUAAGGACUUAGUACUGAAUUUCUAACCAAAGAAAGGAAGGACUUGCGAUGGAUGUUCCAACUGAAAAGGGGAAUUCCACCAGCGAGAACCCUCCAAGGGUUAGUCCCUUAAAUAUGUCCUUGGAUCAUCUCAUUUUGACGAUGGACAGCUUGGACUCCAACCGCUAAGCCUUCGGACAUCUCAACACGCUAUAGACUGGUUGCCCAUUGCUUAUACUUGUAUGAAUGUUA